Hippopotamus amphibius kiboko is the source of this 2888-nucleotide messenger RNA. RefSeq names its product nucleoredoxin (gene NXN). Gene Ontology annotation, molecular function: thioredoxin-disulfide reductase (NADPH) activity. The record is from RefSeq and is a predicted model, not a curated record. The transcript is spliced from 8 exons. The coding region runs from base 121 to 1452 and encodes 443 amino acids. NCBI's taxonomy places the organism in Eukaryota, Metazoa, Chordata, Mammalia, Artiodactyla, Hippopotamidae.
CCUCUCUCCAGUGCCCGCCGCCGCAGCCGCCGCCGCCGCCCGCCGCGCGGACCGAGGGAGCGGGGUCGCCGCCGCCUGCCCGCCCGGGGUGCCCGCGUGCCCGGGCUGCGGUGGGCCAGGAUGUCGGGCUUCCUGGAGGAGCUGCUGGGCGAGAAGCUGGUGACGGGCGGCGGCGAGGAGGUGGACGUGCACUCGCUGGCUGCCCGCGGCAUCUCGCUGCUCGGGCUCUACUUCGGCUGCAGCCUGAGCGCCCCCUGCGCGCAGCUCAGCGCCAGCCUGGCCGCCUUCUACGGCCGCCUGCGGGGGGACGCGGCGGCCGGGCCAGGGGCCGGGGCCGGGCCGGGGCCGGGGCCGGGGCAGGGGGCCGGGGCGGCGGCGGAGCCCGAGCCGCGGCGCCGCCUGGAGAUCGUCUUCGUGUCCUCGGACCAGGACCAGCGGCAGUGGCAGGACUUCGUGCGGGACAUGCCGUGGCUGGUGCUGCCCUACAAGGAGAAGCACAGGAAGCUUAAACUUUGGAACAAAUAUCGAAUUUCCAACAUUCCAUCACUAAUAUUCUUAGACGCCACCACCGGGAAGGUUGUGUGUAGGAACGGGCUGCUGGUCAUCCGCGAUGACCCAGAAGGUUUGGAAUUCCCUUGGGGACCUAAACCCUUCAGGGAAGUCAUUGCAGGUCCCUUGCUCAGAAAUAAUGGGCAGUCCCUGGAGAGCAGCAGCCUGGAGGGGUCUCACGUGGGAGUCUAUUUCUCCGCACACUGGUGUCCACCCUGCCGAAGCCUCACCCGGGUCCUGGUGGAAUCCUACCGGAAGAUCAAGGAGGCGGGCCAGAAAUUUGAGAUCAUCUUCGUUAGUGCGGACAGGUCAGAAGACUCGUUCAAACAGUACUUCAGUGAGAUGCCGUGGCUCGCGGUCCCUUACACUGACGAGGCCCGGCGGUCGCGCCUCAACCGGCUGUACGGAAUCCAAGGCAUCCCCACCCUCAUCGUGCUGGACCCGCAGGGGGAGGUGAUCACGCGGCAGGGGCGGGUGGAGGUGCUCAACGACGAGGACUGCAGGGGCUUCCCGUGGCACCCCAAGCCCGUGCUGGAGCUCUCCGACUCCAACGCUGUGCAGCUCAACGAGGGCCCUUGCCUCGUCCUUUUUGUAGAUUCUGAGGAUGAUGGGGAGUCCGAGGCAGCCAAGCAGCUGAUCCAGCCAAUAGCUGAGAAGAUCAUCGCCAAGUACAAAGCCAAAGAGGAGGAAGCCCCACUUCUGUUCUUUGUGGCGGGGGAGGAUGACAUGACCGACUCCCUGCGAGAUUACACCAACCUGCCCGAGGCCGCCCCUUUGCUUACCAUUCUGGACAUGUCGGCCCGGGCCAAGUACGUGAUGGACGUGGAGGAGAUCACCCCUGCCAUUGUGGAGGCCUUUGUGAAUGACUUCCUAGCAGAAAAGCUCAAACCAGAGCCCAUCUAGUGGGGUGCCAGCUUCCCAGGACGUUAUUUAAAACUCGUUCUUCUCCUCCCCCUCCCCCCUUCCCUCCACCCUUGGACUUUUCCAGCGUGUCCCGAAUCACACAACCCAAGUGUCCAACCUCUCUGUGGUGCCUUGUUUUCUGCAUUAACUCCUCAGCUAGCACCCUAGGGUGCGCAUCCUCUCCAGCAGCAGAGGAACCACUGUGUUUGGAGACUCUGCUCGGGGUUCGUGGGGCUGGCAGAACCCGGCCAGAACUGGGACUGCAGCGUUCUCUUGGUCGCUAGGUCUUGGUGAAAGAUUUGCCAGGGUGUCUUCUGCCAAGUGGACACCAAGGGACAGAGCAUUGAUGCCCGGGCUCUGCGUCCGGUGCCACUACGCACGCGCAAGGCCCAGGUUUCAGAGACACACGUGCGGGCAGGUGGAGCAGGGAGAGGGCGGCGGCCGCGGUGGCCUCAACGCAGAGCUGCUGGCGGGGACAUCGUCUCCUGAGUGACUUGGUGUGUCUUGGUCUGAGGGAAAAUCACCAGCUUGUCAGUUGGUUCUUGGGCAGGGGAUCUCUGGCCCUCAAAGGAGGUUUGUGUUCUCUGGUGAGGAAGAGAGUAGCUGCGGUCAUGUUUCACGUGGUAACUGCUUACUUUGAUGGAGCGCCUCCCGUGUGAUGAGAAAGAGCUGCUCAUUCCUUCCUUUUAGCUCUUUCUUCCUUGAUCUUGACCUUCUCCUAGUUUCCGCCUUCUCAGAGGGACAGCCGCUACAAUCUUGGAAUGUUGUUAGUAAGUUUUCCCCCUUGGACAUCUUCCCAAGAAGAUGCAGUGGCCCUGCAUUCCCAGCGGAGCACAGCUCACCAGCUGAGCCCUGACUCAGCCCGGCUCUGGGCCUGGGGCUGCUCGUGCUCUGCUGAGGGGCCUCUGCCCACCCUGGGAUACCCCUGCAUUCUCUUUGCUUCUCAAAGCAGAACUUAAAAGAGAUAAGAAAUUACCAGAAGCCUAGCUUUUUCCUAAGAGCCUGCAGAAAGGGCUGUGCCCUAAGGUGGGAGUGCAGGCCGAGCACAGGUCCGCUCUGCUGGGCCCAGCUCAGCUCCUUGUUCAGACUGAACUGACCACAGAAAGGAAGCUAACAGCUGGGCUCUUAGGAUUUGGGCUGGAAAGCUUCACCUAGGGCUUCACAGGGUUUCAGCCUAUCUCAAGCAGGUGUUCAGGGCCUUUAAAAUAAUCUCAGACCUCGUCCCUAGCUCCGCUCACAGCCAAUCAAGACCAUUUAUUUGGAAAACCCAGCCCCCUCCAAUUAGCUGUUGACACCGUUGCUCCUUGCUGAGUGGGAUUGUUGACUUGUAGUUCAGAGGUACAAAUUUAGUUGGUAAUUAGACUGCUACUUUUACCAGCCUGAAAUGCAAUCACCUAGUAAGAAAUAAAACAGGCAUCUCUGGACGGUAUCAACCA